CUCACUCUUUUGCUUCAAUUUCAAAUCUCGAAUUUAGCGUGCUAUUGUUGAAAGAAAAGGAGGAAAUGCAAAUCCAAGUGAAGUGCACUUGUGGAGAAGGCAACUGCCCAGAAUGGGCAAUCGUGGAACUCCAAGGCACGGUUGAAGCACAACCCUCUUUUCAAAACAGCCUCCAGAACCUUCAAAUCGGCAUUCUCUGCCGACAGUCUCAGGAAAGUCACACGUUUUCAGUUGGAUACCAUGAGCUAACUGGAACAAAAGUGAAGCUGAAGAAGCCCAUGUUAGUGUUGAAGAAGAUUAAACUACAAAAUGAAGAAGAGAUUGGCGAAACGGAAAUUAAUUCUUUGCGGGUGGAAUUGGAUGUGAUUGGAAUUAUUCGCCACAAAAUUUUGUUCAAGACCAGGCCGAAGGCACUUAUAUCGAAACCUCAACUAGCAGUCAAAGAAAAAGUUACCCCGCCAAGUUCCACAGUGCCAAAUUGAUUGGCUCCAGGAAUGUUGAACCGCAGAAAGACUUGCUUGUCUACAAUGUUUUUUACCACAUCUUGGAGAGGAUUACAAACGAAAAAAGAUGCUACUGUUUAAUACUGGAUAACAAACAUAGCUGAGUGUCUUGUUUUCAAUUCCCCCUUUUUUAAAACUUUCUCAGGAAUAAGAUUGAGUUGAAUGAUUCAAAUUGUUGCCUUGCAACCUCGAAUUAGGCCAGGUGAUUGAAAUUUAGUGCCUUUGUGUAAUGCAAGACCACUUAACUUUUCUUGUAAAGAUCUCUAUAGACGUGAUUUUAUGGUU
Olea europaea var. sylvestris is the source of this 788-nucleotide messenger RNA. RefSeq names its product chromosome transmission fidelity protein 8 homolog. Gene Ontology annotation, biological process: mitotic sister chromatid cohesion. Gene Ontology annotation, cellular component: Ctf18 RFC-like complex. Bases 66 to 482 code for a protein of 138 amino acids. NCBI's taxonomy places the organism in Eukaryota, Viridiplantae, Streptophyta, Magnoliopsida, Lamiales, Oleaceae. The transcript is spliced from 3 exons. The record is from RefSeq and is a predicted model, not a curated record.